This is a messenger RNA of Rhea pennata, 1793 nucleotides long. It is a transcript of the gene POP4, whose product is annotated as POP4 homolog, ribonuclease P/MRP subunit. Lineage: Eukaryota; Metazoa; Chordata; Aves; Rheiformes; Rheidae. Bases 28 to 720 code for a protein of 230 amino acids. Gene Ontology annotation, biological process: tRNA 5'-leader removal; rRNA processing. The record is from RefSeq and is a predicted model, not a curated record. Gene Ontology annotation, cellular component: ribonuclease MRP complex; ribonuclease P complex. The transcript is spliced from 7 exons. Gene Ontology annotation, molecular function: ribonuclease P RNA binding.
AGCCGGGAGCGCGGCCCGCACGCCGCCAUGGAGGGUCUGCUCUACGGCCGCCUGCCUGCCGGCGCGGCGGAGGAGCUGGGCGCGCAGGUUAGCUUUCUUCCAAAUGUGUCUCGUCAGCCUCAAGGAUCCGAGGAGGCCAGAGCGUUCGUAAAUGCCUUCCUGAAGCGCAGUAUGCCAAAAAUGAAAGAUGAAGCCAUCCAGGAUAUGCUAACUCGGAAAGCUGUAGUCCUUGAGCAUUACUCUAAGAAGAAGAAAAAAGGGAAGAGGAAGAAAACAAAAGGUUUUACCGCCAAGCAGAGGCGAGAAUUGCGGCUUUUUGAAAUUGAACCCGAACAGCGAAGAUACGCAAUCUUUCUACCACUACAUGAACUCUGGAAACAAUAUAUCAGAGACUUAUGUUAUGGACUUAAACCAGAUGCGCAACCACAGAUGGUUCAGGGCAAACUGCUAAAGGCUGAUCUCCAUGGAGCUAUUGUUACAGUAAUAAAAUCAAAGUGCCCCUCAUAUGUUGGGAUAACAGGAAUCAUUCUGCAGGAAAUGAAACAUGUCUUCAAAAUUAUUACUAAAGAGGACAAAUUAAAAGUUGUUCCCAAACUCAACAAUGUAUUUAGUUUGGAGAUUGAUGGAUUCAUUUCCUACAUCUAUGGAAGCAAGUUCCAGCUUAGAGCAAGUGAACGAUCGGCAAAAAAGUUCAAGCUAAAAGGAACUAUUGAUCUAUAAUUUCAUGGAAAUUCAAAAGUGUUACUAAUAAGUCUGUUACUUUCAUGCAGCUUAAAGACCAAGUUUUCUGGCAGGUUAAAAAUGAAAUGAGUAGUGUGUGAAGUUCUUCAUAAAACAUUUCUUCAUACUGAAGAAUCACUACAAUCUUGUCUUAAACUGCAACAGUCAGACUGCUUUGUAGUUGUCUGUUUCAUUAUAUGUAUUUAACAUUCUGACCUUAAGUUUAUUAAACUCUGAUUAGUAUGGAUUACCUGACUCCUGUCUCAAUUGUAGCUUUGCACAAUGAAAAUCAAUUACAGCUUACAACUUCAUUAUUGUUACCUUCUGUUACCAAUUGGGCUGCACCUUACAAGAUUGUAAGGAGACUCAAAGUGACAAUAACUGCUCCUCUGCAAUCACUGUUCCCAGGUUCACAUUAACAUCUUUGCCUGGUGCAUGCUUAUGCAAGUAAGUUACUUCAGCUGAUAGGUUUUACCUUGAUUUCCCCAUUGGUAAUCCUGUUAGGCAUGUAGAUGAGUGAAGAAACAUGCAAACUAGAUAUAGCAGUUUGUCUUGCUUUCAUAAUGAGAUUUUAAAUCAUGUUAGAAAAAAAGCAUUGAAACAUUUAUAGCUUACUGAGGAAGUUUCUUUACUACUUACAUGCUGUUCUGAAAGACUGUUUAUGAAGGCAUCAGAGAAAAAUGAUUUCUUUCAAGUGUACUGAGCUAGUAACGUGGAUGUUUGGUACUGCAAAGGUAUCUUAAUAGUAAAAUGAAGAAUUUUAAGAGGCUCAAACUUUCUGUAUUGUAAUGUUCUCCACAGUUAAUCCUAGGGCAUGCUUCAGCAUCUGACUUGAAAAUUAAUAACACAGUAAGUUUCUCAUCUUAGUCUAGAACUUUGUGCUAUUUCAUGGGUCUUGUUUUCUGAAUGGAGGAAAAAGUUGUUAGGCCAGAGUUUAAAUGCACCUAUGUCAAAAGUGUAAUAUAGGUGGAAUUUGGGUAACUGAAUGCCUGCAUCUAAACCUGAAACUCUCUUAAAAGCCACAGGUGCUUAAAACUGCUAGGAUUCACAGCUGGAAUUAUUGCUGUCUUUGG